CUAGAGAGGUGCAGUCAGUAUGAAGAGCAGCAGAGCAGCUCCCAGACCAGUGAUGCUGCCAGCAUGGGAAAUGUGUGCCUACCUGUUCCUUACCAUUGGCUCUCACUUCUAUUCUUUCUAUGAAGUGUACCAGGUUUCUCAAAAAUACAAAGAUGAAAUUGACAGAAGCUUUGGACUGGAACAAGGGACUCUGUUCUGGGGACUUAAGAAGGAUGCCUUGGAUUUUGAGUGGAGCUAUUGGAUUGAAUGGGGAAGAGAAUACAUACUGUGGCUUCUGGCUGGUCAUCUGCUGGUAUCACAAAUGUGCAGGCUAUUCAUGGACAAGUAUAAACCAUGGUGCUUGAUGAUGUAUGGAAUGGCUGCCUGCUGGUUUUUAUUAGGAAUGAAGGGCUUUGCGGUCAUUUUGUUACACGCAGCUAUUUCGUUUGCUGUGGCUCAGUUUCAGAUACCGCUCCUGACGUGGCUGUGCUCACUUAUCCUGUUAUCUACUUUACGCAUACCAGCAGUGGAAGAAGUCAAGAGAAGGUGGUAUGACACUGAAAAUGAGUAUUAUCUGCUUCUCUUCACGGUGUCUGUUCGUUGCCUCUUCAACACAAGUUUCAGCCUGGAAUACUGCUGGCAUGGACAUGCCCAGAAAUCAUCUCAUUCGUUCCUGUGGAUGCUGGCAUAUGUGUUUUACUAUCCCAUGUUCCACAACGGACCCCUUAUGAACUUUGAUGAAUUUAGUAAGCAGAUGAGAAAACAAGAAGCCUUCAGUUUGAAGACCAAUCUUGGCAUCUUAACCAUGGGCAUAAUUCGUAUUUUCUUUUGGUGGUGCUUGGCUGAGCUCAUGAUUCACUUCAUGUAUAUCCAUGCUAUCUGCAGCACUUCUUCGCCUUUGGAAGCUAUGUCAUACUGGGCCUUAGGUGGUGUUGCUUUAGCUCAAGUAUUAUUUUUCUACGUGAAGUACCUCGUUCUGUACGGUAUUGCUGCCCUUCUUCUCCGGAUGGAUGGACUCAGACCUCCAGCUCUUCCUCGCUGCGUGAGCCUGAUGCACAGUUUUACUAAAAUGUGGAGAAGUUUUGAUGUUGGGCUCCAUCGCUUCCUGGUCAGAUACAUUUAUGUUCCUAUGGGAGGAUCUCAGUCCAGUCUGCCAGGAAUGCUCUUUUCCACUGCCCUCACUUUUGCCUUUGUAAGCUAUUGGCAUGGAGGACAGAGCUAUCUGUGGUACUGGGGAGUACUUAAUUGGCUUGGAGUAAUUGUGGAAAAUGGUGUCAAGAGGAUGCUUUCUGUUCCACUUAUUCAGGACUUAAUUGAACGUUUCUUCUCGCCAAGAGUUCAUCGCCGACUUCAUGCUGUCCUAGCAUCUGUUUGCACUUCAAUGUUGAUUUUAUCAAAUCUAAUAUUUCUUGGAGGAAAUCAUGUUGGAAAAAUCUACUGGAACAGGAUCUUUAUGGAAGGAAGUCAUAACGCUUUUCGGUCAGAAGCAGCUGCUGUCCCUUCCUCCCAGUCCUGUUUAACAAUGACUUCAGAUUGCCCAGAGCCGAGUGACCAGGUCAGUCUGUCCGUGCUGGCAGCAUGUCUGGCUGCAGCCUGCUCAGGAUCACAGCAGCAGCUAGAGCUGUGCCUGCUCGAGGGCAGUGUGUUCAUGGAGAACUCGGGUUCUUAA
Phasianus colchicus (ring-necked pheasant) is the source of this 1648-nucleotide messenger RNA. NCBI's taxonomy places the organism in Eukaryota, Metazoa, Chordata, Aves, Galliformes, Phasianidae. The record is from RefSeq and is a predicted model, not a curated record.